AUGUCAGACCUACAACUUCGUAUUAAACAGCUCGAGGAGGAAAACAGGCGGCUUGUGAACGAGCUACAGAGAGAGAAGAAGCGAAAUAUAAAGUAUGAACCUUCAAACGAUCCCGACUUCUCUUUAGAAGAAUUCAGACGCUAUGGACGUCAGAUGAUAGUACCUGAGUUCGGAUCUUUACCGGCUCAGCGAAAGCUUAAGAAUGCCAAAGUACUUGUUGUGGGUGCUGGAGGGCUAGGUUGCCCUACGCUACUAUACUUGACUGCUGCUGGUGUCGGCAAGAUAGGUAUAGUUGAUAACGAUACUGUCGAUGUCAGUAACUUACAUAGACAGGUCCUACACACUUCAGAUAAGGUGGGAAUGCUAAAAUGUGAUUCUGCUAAAGAGUACUUGGACCGACUCAAUCCUCAUGUUGAUAUUAUAACGCAUCCAAUCAGGCUAGAUAACAACAAUGCAUUCGGCAUUUUUGGUGAAUACGAUCUCAUAGUGGAUUGCACCGAUGCCCCAGCCAUCAGGUACUUGAUCAACGAUGUGGCUGUUCUAAGCGGCAAGAUGAUCGUCAGUGGCUCAGGAGUAAAGACUGAUGGUCAGUUCACUAUUUUAAAUUUCAAUAAUACUGGGCCCUGCUACCGUUGUUUUUACCCCCAGCCUCCUAAUCCGGAGUCAGUCUCCACCUGUGGUGAUGCAGGUGUCUUCGGUCCAGCCAUUGGGUUGAUAGGUAUCUCAUUAGCUACAGAGACUCUUAAGGUACUAACAGGUCAUUAUGACGAAACAUUUAAGCCCUUUCUUGCAAUGUACACGGCUUAUCCCCUGCUGGUCCUUCGACAGUUCAAGAUGCGAGGCAGACAGGCAGCUUGCAAAGUUUGUGGAACACAACCGACAAUCUCUAAACAGGUAAUCGAGUCAGGAGAAAUAAACUACGACCAUUUCUGUGGAUUCGUCAAUUCUAACGUAUUGACUCCAGCGCAACGAAUUGACGCUGAGGAAGCACAAAAAUGCAUGAAGGCGGACGACCGUGCAGUGCUUCUAGAUGUCAGACCCUUCGACCAGUAUCAGAUUGCAAAUAUCAGCGGCUCGAUUAAUAUUGAUUGGGUUCUGCGCUUAUCCAGGCUAGAGUCAGACGAAUCGAUUUUCCCGGAAACGUUCGACAAGAAGAAUGACCAGGUUUAUGUGAUUUGCCGUUAUGGAAAUGAUUCGCAACUUGCCACCAAGAAGCUCGCAGAGGAUUUUGGCGUUGCUCACUGA
Candidozyma duobushaemuli is the source of this 1245-nucleotide messenger RNA. It is a transcript of the gene UBA4, whose product is annotated as Uba4p. Bases 1 to 1245 code for a protein of 414 amino acids. Gene Ontology annotation, biological process: protein urmylation; tRNA wobble position uridine thiolation. The record is from RefSeq and is a predicted model, not a curated record. NCBI's taxonomy places the organism in Eukaryota, Fungi, Ascomycota, Pichiomycetes, Serinales, Metschnikowiaceae. Gene Ontology annotation, molecular function: nucleotidyltransferase activity; URM1 activating enzyme activity; thiosulfate-cyanide sulfurtransferase activity. Gene Ontology annotation, cellular component: cytoplasm. The transcript is spliced from 2 exons.